AUGUCUCAAUCCAGUUCUUCGGUCCCGCAACCUCCCGUUCCUGCGCCCGCUCCCGCACCCUCCCCACCCAACACUCUAAAUCCCGAACAGCAACAACACCACGCACAACAGUUAGGUGGCUUACAGUGUGCAAAUUGCAACACCACUACUACCCCUCUUUGGAGAAGAACUGAUGAUGGCAAACCUCAAUGUAACGCCUGUGGUCUUUAUCAGAAACUUCAUAACGCUCCCAGGCCCGUACAUAUGAAAAAGACUAUCAUAAAGAGAAGAAAGAGAAUGCCUUCAUCUGUUCCAACUUCAUCUGUUCCUCUCCCUCAAGUUAAUUCACCACUCAACAACCUUACACCCCAAAAUCAACACUCAAUCCCUCAAAAUGAGCACGAAGCAGCCGUAACUUUAAUGGGUAUACAAGAUGGAGGUGUGCCAGCAUCAUCAACUAAAGAACUUAGCAUUCAUCCCAAUCCACUCAAACGACAAUCGACAUCUUCCGCUUCAUCAGACGAACCUGAGUUUGGUGGUACGUACAAGACAAUGAAAUCACCACAACCACCAAAUUUGAGCAAAUUGCAAUUAGAGCAGCAUUGUUCGAAUUUGGAACAACAAAAGCAAGCAUAUCAAGGUCACUUGAAUUCUAUUACCAUAUCGUUACAACAAGCUCAAUCUCAAUUGAGUGACCUCAAUCAACACGAAGCUAAACAGCAAAAAUACUAUCAAUUUCAACAGUAUCAGUCAAACCUUUCCCCUAUGCACUAUCAAGCAAUAUCACCACCUCAUUUGCCAUCGAUACCGAAAUUUUCUCAAAUUCAACAAAUCACAAGCGAACCUUCGAAAGAUCCUGAUGUUGAAAAGUAUCGAUCACUACCAGUGUCUGAUCCACUACCAAUCAAGAGAAGAAAGCAUAACGAACCCUCACAACCACCUUUGAUGAAUCCAUUCAGUCUUAACCUACCACCAAUUAAGUUCCCUUCCAUACAACAGUCUACAGAAUGA
Molecule: messenger RNA, 990 nt
Organism: Wallemia ichthyophaga EXF-994
Lineage: Eukaryota; Fungi; Basidiomycota; Wallemiomycetes; Wallemiales; Wallemiaceae
Product: Siderophore biosynthesis regulatory protein URBS1
Exons: 1
Coding region: 1-990 (329 amino acids)
Biological process (GO): positive regulation of transcription by RNA polymerase II; negative regulation of transcription by RNA polymerase II
Molecular function (GO): DNA-binding transcription factor activity, RNA polymerase II-specific; RNA polymerase II cis-regulatory region sequence-specific DNA binding; zinc ion binding
Source: RefSeq, a predicted model, not a curated record